UUGAAUUCAUGUAUUGUGUUCCUUUUUCAUGCAGGCAUUGAAACCCUAAGGGCUACUGAAGUUAAAGACACUACAGCAACAUUUUCUUGGGAUGCGAAGGAGAUUGAUGGGAACGAAGUUUUUAACGUCAAGAUUUACGUCUUCCCAGCUAAAAACACUGCAGAUAGUUCAAUCUGGGAAUUUUCUGAGCCCAAUCAACAGAUUUGCAUAGUAGGUAACCUUUCCUCUAAUACAAAAUACGCCGCAUAUGGUGUUAUGUUUUUGAAAGAAUUCGUCCCGGAAGAAGGUUCUCCAAAUAUUGUUGAUUUCCAGACUACACCAAUGAUUAACUUAUUUGAUGUUGACACUAAAUUUAAUGCUAUUUCUUUCCAUUUCAUUUACACAGCACCUCAGAAAAUUAAAGUGAGCUCACGAACUGAUUCAUCCAUUGAGGUAUCGUGGAAGAUACCGGAAAAUGAGGUGAAAUCACCACCGAUUAAUUACAUAGUGAAAGCAAAUGAUAGAGGAUGCAAUUCUACGCAGAAGGAUACAUGCGAAGUUAAAAAUCUUACUUCAAAUACGUUCUAUGAAGUCACAAUUGAAGCUUGUUCUGCCGAGAACUCGAGCAUAUGCAGUGAAAAAUCAGAUGUUUCAGGAUUUACAGCACCAGCAGCUGUCAAAGGCCUUCGAGUCAGCAGAGUAGGAAGUCAUAAAGCAAUCUUCUACUGGUCAGAGAUACCUCCAGGAACCGGCAAAUUGAAAAACCUCACAGUUUACGUUUUUCCCCGUGGUGGUUCUAAAGACGAGACCAUUGGUAAAUGUACUACCACUGAUGCAGAUAUCAAUUCCAUGCCAACGUGCACAGCAAUGGCUCUUUCACCGAAUGCACAAUAUUCCGCCACGGCUGUCGUUUGUUCGGAAGAUGAAUAUGGCUGCAGUAUGGAAUCGGAUACAAUUGAUUUUCAAACACCUCCACCUGCUCCAAUUCAGAUAGUCGCAGGGGCGGUGGGAAGGGAAAGUGUGGAGGUCCAAUGGACCCCUGUAUUAACUCAUGGUUUCGUCGGGUAUCAAGCUGCAGCUUUUUCACUCAGUGGAAAUUCCCAGUCCAAACCACAAACCUGUAAGGCAGAUGCCAGUGAAAAAAGUUGUGUUAUAAGAAACCUUCAACCAUCUACGAGGUAUACUAUAACCGUUACAUCAUAUACAAAGACUUCAGAUGGCAAAACGCUCUUUGGAGAUGAGAUUCUAUUCCUAAACAUCAGCACAAAAGCUGGAGUUGACCUCCGAAAAGUCGUUGCCGCCAUCAUCUUGAUCCCCCUCUUUGUUGUUCUCCUAUUUUUAAUUCUCUUUGCUUUACGCAAUCGAAUCCCCGCCUUACAGCCAUUAUUUAAUCGCAGACCUAGAGUAGAUACUGUGCAAGCCCCGAUGGCAACUAUUUCCUACAGAGACGGUAAGACUACUGUUGAAUGUCUAUCUACACGCUUAAAAACAGUAACAGAUUUCGGCAAAUGA
Rodentolepis nana is the source of this 1491-nucleotide messenger RNA. The record is from the annotation of a GenBank genome assembly. Lineage: Eukaryota; Metazoa; Platyhelminthes; Cestoda; Cyclophyllidea; Hymenolepididae.